Fusarium sp. VM40 is the source of this 1338-nucleotide messenger RNA. Lineage: Eukaryota; Fungi; Ascomycota; Sordariomycetes; Hypocreales; Nectriaceae. The record is from the annotation of a GenBank genome assembly.
AUGAAACGAACCGCAACCACUGCAAGCUUAAAAACAGGCACCCAAAGUCCUAAGAAGCCUCGGACUUCAAAACCCAGCAUAAGUGUGCCUGAGUAUCACUCGACGCCAUCAAGGAAAGAUAGCAAUGGCGAGAUCAUCUGGCCGGCACCGAAGAAUCAGAUUGAGGUAGCCAGAACCUUCAUUCGUGAAUGUGUCGCGGCCUCCCAAUCUACUCUUAUUGUCCCCGACAAAGACGCCGACGGCCUGACAUCUGGAGCCAUACUGAGAAAGACCCUGAUACUGCUUGGCCUCGAUCCGGAACUGAUAUCAGUCUACGUACUGAAAAAGGGUCGCAAUGUCCACGAUGAUGAAUCUCGCACUGCUAUGGCUUCCUACAAACCGGCAUUCAUAUUUGUACUCGACCAAGGUUCACGAGAGUCACCACCUCUUAUUGACGAACCUCACCGCGGCCUUGUAAUCGAUCACCAUCACGCAGAAGAGAAAGACCACCCAAAGGAUGCUGCAUUUGUCACAGCAUGCAAUAGCACACCUGUAGCCACGAGCUCGUUACUGACGUAUCUGAUCUGUCGCGACUUACAUCCGGAGGUAGAAAGAACAUGCGAUUGGCUAUGUGCCAUGGGCACGCACGGCGACCUGGGCAAUACUCUCAAAUGGGAACCCCCCUUUCCAGAUAUGAAAGCGACUUUCAAGAUGUACACCAAGAAGGCAAUUAACGAUGCUGUCUCGCUCAUUAACGCUCCGCGCCGCACAGCAACCUACAACGUGCCCGGGGCAUGGGAAGCAUUGAUUGCCGUUUCAACACCCAAAGAUCUUCUCAAAGACAAGACUUUACUUGCGGCCAGAGCUGAAGUGAAUGCGGAAGUUGAGAGGUGCACUCACACGGCACCAAAGUUUUCUUCCGAUGGAAGAAUAGCAGUGUUCCGUAUCAAUUCCGAAGCCCAGGUCCAUCCUGUCAUUGCAACGCGUUGGGCUGGCCAUCUACAGUCAGCUAGUCUUGAAGUCAUCCUGGUGGCCAACGAAGGCUACCUACCAGGCAUGGUCAACUUUUCAUGUCGCAUUCCCCGCUGCGCAAGGGCCAAAGAACCGCCAGUAAACAUCAUUGAGAUUCUUCGUGAUGUGGCUUCGCGAGCAAAAGACCCGACGCUUCGAGAGCGAUUGGGAGAGUCUUUUGCUCGUGGGCACAAAGAGGCAAGCGGCGGAAUAGUCCCCAAAGCCGAAUUCGAGGAGUUCGUGGAGGUGCUGGAACUCGGCAAAAAAGGCUCGGGCUCGCCGCAGAAAUCCCAAAACAAGACUCCGAAGCAGGGAAAUACACUUUUGAACUAUUUCGCUAAGCGCUAG